Messenger RNA from Salpingoeca rosetta, 988 nucleotides. RefSeq lists its product as uncharacterized. The transcript is spliced from 4 exons. Bases 56 to 988 code for a protein of 310 amino acids. NCBI's taxonomy places the organism in Eukaryota, Choanoflagellata, Craspedida, Salpingoecidae. The record is from RefSeq and is a predicted model, not a curated record. Gene Ontology annotation, molecular function: protein methyltransferase activity. Gene Ontology annotation, biological process: protein methylation. Gene Ontology annotation, cellular component: nucleus.
CGCAACAUCGCGACACGCUCGAGUGCACUUGAAAUGCGCUGGGGUUUUGGUGACGAUGUCGAGAGCCGUUAUGAAUGGUGGUGCUGAUGAUGAUGAGGAUGAGGAUGAUGGUGCUGUGACCGUGCCGGUGGAGACUGCGCUGGACAGGUUCUUGUCUGAUGUGCAUGUGGGUACCCAGGUCAAAGACACAACUGCGUCGCGACACACCUCGCGGUUUGUCGUGUACUCGUCACCGCUCACAACAGAAGCAGUGACAGCAGGCAGCGAUGACAAAACAGAGGCGCGUGCUACAAGCACAAUCUUGGAGAAGGGCAGCGGAGGCCGCCUGUUGCAGCAGCGUGGUGGCAGUGACGACGACGACGACGACGAUGAUGAUGAUGAUGAUGAUGAUACUGAUGGCCGUGGCAGCACAUGGGAUGAUGACGACCUCGACGUUCCCCGGCGUUCUCGUCGCGUUCCUUCAGUUGUGUUGCAUGUACAGCACGCAAUGGACACAACGCUGGAUGAUGUGGGCCUGCAACAAUGGCGUGGUGGACUGCUCAUGAUGGACUGGGUGACACACAUGCGGCACGCCAUGCGCGGGUGCCGGGUGCUUGAGCUGGGCGCUGGUGUGGGUGCCGUCAGCAUCGUCGCUGCCCACUUUGGGGCCAAGGUGCUGUGCACAGAUAUUGGACAAGACGUGCUGGACAACUGUCGUGCGAAUGUGAAAGCACACGCUGAUGCGAUACCAAGCGGCGGCAGCAUUGCCGUUCGUGAGCUUGACUGGAACCGUGUGGACCGCACUACCGGUUGGAGCGAAGAUGAUGCGCACACACUCAAACACACCGACAUUAUCCUGGCCGCUGACGUUGUGUACAUCGAAGGGUGGACGGAAGCUUUUGUCGAAUGCGUUCGUCGCCUCUUUGCUUCCACAACGGCGCGUGUUUGCUACGUUGCGCUCGAGAAACGGCUCACGUUUCAGCACCCACGACACGCGCGUCUUGCAUGA